AACUUGACUGCUUGGACUGCAUAGAGGGUGUAGUGUUAAUGAUUGUACUUCCCAAGUGUUUGAGAUCAAUUCAAGCACUCGGACUUUUCUUAUGUUUAUCAUGUUACCACGGUUUACCUCCACCUUAAGUGGGGCUCCCUAAUAAACUUGGGAAGAGAGAAGAGUAUCCAGAGGCUGGCCCUUCCAUACUUUCAGAUGCUUGGCUAGCUAUCCAGGGGCCUCGAAGUUUGUACAUGGGCUCUACAUGGGAAUGGAAAUCAAGAAACUCUUCUCCAAAUGUCUCUGCAUCAGAAUCCUCUCAAGCCUUGGAUGAACUUUUGCCCAAGGCAUGUGCCAUUUAUCCAGAUUUAAAUAAGUGGAGUUUCGCUGGAGCUCGGGCUGGUCUGAGGGCAAUGCCACCACUCACUGCCCAUGGCUCACUUCCACUUCUGGGUUGUGUCGAUGACAUUGUCGGUGAGAGUAAGGGCUGCAAAUAUUGGCUGUUUGCAGGGCUUGGUGCCAGGGGAUUGCUGUACCAUGCUUGGCUUGGGAAACUGAUGGCACAGGCUGUGCUUGCAUGUAAUGAACAAUUAAUCCCAUCUGAAUUAACCUCAUGGCGUAAGGGAACUCAAUAAUUAGUUAAUGUAGUUCUAUUUUUCAAUAUAAAAGUUAUUAUUAUUUUCAGAGCAGACUUAACACUUAAAAUUUUAUUGAGAUGAAGGUAAUAACACCCAAUAUGAAGACCAGUAUUAUUCUCUUUCA
Molecule: messenger RNA, 741 nt
Organism: Cannabis sativa
Lineage: Eukaryota; Viridiplantae; Streptophyta; Magnoliopsida; Rosales; Cannabaceae
Exons: 2
Coding region: 234-614 (126 amino acids)
Cellular component (GO): cytoplasm
Molecular function (GO): oxidoreductase activity
Source: RefSeq, a predicted model, not a curated record